UUGGUUUCUAUAAAAAAGUGGAUGUUGCAAAACCUAGAAGAGAGGGAGAGGGAGAGGGAGAGGGAGAAGAGAGAGGGUUCGAAGCCAAGAUUGGUUUAGCGGCGCGUGACUUCGACCUGGAACAGUACUUUCCCUUUGGCGGCGACAAUUCUUGAGCCAUUCAGUUAGUGUCCCUGCACAGUCAAGUUAACAGCCAUGUCAUCCUCCAAGGUGAGCUUGAAGCUACUCAUUGACACAAAGGCCCACAAGGUCCUCUUUGCAGAAGCUGGAAAAGACUUUGUGGACUUCCUCUUCAACAUUCUUUCUCUUCCUGUUGGGACUGUAGUCAGGCUCCUCGGCAAUACCAGCAUGAUUGGCAGCCUUGGAAAUCUCUAUGAAAGCGUUGAAAAUCUGAAUGAAACUUACAUGCAAUCUAACCAGAGCAAAGAGACUCUGUUGAAACCCCAAGCACCAUCAAGUUCGGCACAAGUUGCCCUUUUGUUGACCGAUGAAGUCUCUACCGUUAAGAAAGUGUACAAGUGUGGAAGCUGUCAUCGAUACAUUGCUGAUGAACCGCGAGCCAUUUGUCCCAAUUGCCGGUACACUAUGUCCACUGAGAUGACAUGGGUUAAACCCAAUGUGGAUAACAAUGCUUCGUCUAGUGAGGGCGGUGGCUAUGUGAAAGGUGUGGUGACGUAUAUGAUCAAGGAUGAUUUGGUGGUGACACCCAUGUCUACCAUUUCUGGUAUUACAAUGCUCAACAAGUGCAACAUUACGAAUAUUAGUGCUCUAGAGGAGAAGGUUGUAACUUUUGGAAUGGGUGAGGGUUUGAAAUUGCUGAAAGCAGCUCUGGUAUCAAAGGAAGUUUUAACUAGUAUCUUCCUUGACGAGAAGGUGGCAGAGAAGGUGGCAAAGCCAGUGUAGGUUCGUAUAAUUGGAGCCUACAAUCAUAUUAAAAAGCUUACCACAAUUUUUUUUUGUUAUGUUUCAUGCUAGGGUUUGAAAUUGUUGAAAGACGUAUGAAUCUGCAGUUUGGUUAGUUCAACUUGUAAGCAGGCUGCAUUUUUGUGAAUGACUUGCAAUCAAAACAUUCAGAUCGUCUGAUGUGGUUUGGAAAAGAAAAGAAAAUGCUAUUAGACAACCUGUGUUA
This is a messenger RNA of Camellia sinensis, 1129 nucleotides long. RefSeq lists its product as uncharacterized. NCBI's taxonomy places the organism in Eukaryota, Viridiplantae, Streptophyta, Magnoliopsida, Ericales, Theaceae. The record is from RefSeq and is a predicted model, not a curated record.